GCCGCUUACCUGUGUCACUGGGGCGGUGCGAAGACGGCCACACUCGGGUCUGGCGCUGCUUCCGACGCCGGACAGACCAGCCAGCCGCUCCAGAGGCGCUGUGGGACGCUCCCGCGCCUGCGCAGAACGAGGGCCGCAGGCUGCUAUGCGCGUGCGUCCAGGGCCAGGCGCGCCGGGAUUCGUACUCCGGCAGGAACUCUGGCCGCAUUCUCUCGAUUCCGCUCGGCCGCGCCAGGCCGACCGCAAGCUCCGAGAGCCUGUGCCGCGCGGUUCUCGCUCCGGCUGGCACGGAGGCUGGGGAGCAGCCUGUGCCCGCUCCAGCGCCUGCUCCGGAAGCAGUUGUAGCAAGUACUUCCUUUUCAUCUCUCCGUUUGAAGAGCAGGGAAGUUGGAGGCCGGAGGCGGGUGCCGGGCCGGGGAUGGAGUACAAUUCCAACCCCAAGGAGCACAUGCUCCUCCGAGACUACAUCAGCUACUGGAAAGACUACAUCCAGGGGGGCUACUCCUCUCCGCGCGGCUGCCUCUACCUCAAGGACUGGCACCUGUGCAGGUAAAGGGGGCGGAGCGCACAAAGCAGCGUGUCGUUUCCCCGGGUAGGAGUUGCAGUGCGCGCACGAAUCUGGCUCCCGCAGCGUGGUUGGAGGUUCUCCCCAUCGCCGGGCUAGCCACGCUGCGUCAGGUGGGAACCCAGGUGGGCCGAGGCCGCCUCUCCCGUGUGUCCUGGCUGCUGGAGCCAUCCUUGCGGGCUGCACGCCCUCUGACGGGUCGUACCUAGCUGUGCCUUUCCUGUCCGCUGCCCGCUGUUCCAGCUCAGGCCAGGUCUCACUCACCCUGGCUGCCCCAAGUCCCGCUCCACCCUGCUCAGCUCACUCACAUUCUCAGCCGUCUUCCCAGCAAGGCUGUGCCCGAGCUGUGUAGCAUCUCCGUCACGGACCAGCGGCUCUCCUGCCCUGUCCAAGGAGGCCUUCUGUGGUUCGACCACACCCUUCUUCCACCCUGGGAGCUCCAACGAGGGGCCUCAGGGACAUAUCUCACACUCGUGGGCAGCCACACCCCGUCUGCUUGGUUCCCUUGCUCAGAGGGGGUCCUUGGGUUGUGUCCAUUCCCCUACCCAGCAGUGUGCUGGUCACAGGCAGAGACCAUCCUCCUCACACCCUAACCAGCUGGUAUAGGGCACAGUACGGGCUUGAAGAGUUUUGUAUAAAUGAGUGAACGAUUGAAUUCUUGUUUUGCUGAUGUGGAAACUAGGGAUAUUACAGUGAGUCACUCGCUUGCGAUUCCCAAGACCCAUCCAAGAGCGUCUCGCACCGGCAUGCCGUGGAUGCUCCCAGCCUCACAGCGUUUUGUCUGGCAG
Molecule: messenger RNA, 1353 nt
Organism: Callorhinus ursinus (northern fur seal)
Lineage: Eukaryota; Metazoa; Chordata; Mammalia; Carnivora; Otariidae
Source: RefSeq, a predicted model, not a curated record